AUCCAUUUCCGUGAAAAGAUCCUCGCUUUCCGAUUCUCUAAUCUGAUGAGAAGACGAAAUCUGGUGUCUAAUUCUCAUGAUGGGAUGGAAAAGUUCAACGCCAAGCAGCAGAACUCCCGGGUUUGCAUUCUUGUCACAUUGUCUGGCAUCUUUUGGUUCUUGAUCUUCUACUUCCAUUUCACCGUCCUAAGUUCGAGUACCACCACUAUCCAACCAGAGCGCACCUCCUUAGACCCCAUUCCAUCGAAGUUUGAACAUUUGUACAAAGACCAAAGCCACAGUGAACGUCUUCCUACUUACCAGCCAUUGCCUCAUGAGGAAUCCAAUGCAAAGCAGGAAGCAAAGAACUACCCUUUUUUACGAGCCCUCAAGACUGCUGAUAACAAGAGUGAUAAAUGCGGCGGGAGAUAUAUCUAUGUGCAUGACCUUCCAUCGCAGUUCAAUGAAGAUAUGCUCAAAGAAUGCAAGUCGCUUAAUCUAUGGACUAACUUCUGCAAGUUCACAACCAAUGCUGGCCUUGGUCCACCACUUGAGAAUGUUGAAGGUGUCUUCUCGAAUACAGGAUGGUAUGCCACCAAUCAGUUCACGGUUGAUGUGAUUUUCAGCAAUAGAAUGAAACAAUAUGAGUGUUUGACAAAGGAUUCAUCCAUUGCUGCAGCGGUGUUUGUGCCUUUCUAUGCUGGUUUUGACAUAGCAAGGUAUCUCUGGGGGUAUAAUAUAUCGGUGAGGGACUCAGCUUCUUUGGCCUUGCAAGAUUGGCUUAUGAAGAGGCCGGAGUGGAAUGUGAUGGGUGGGAAGGAUCAUUUCUUGGUUGGAGGAAGGAUCACUUGGGAUUUUAGAAGACUUACUGAUUUGGAAUCAGAUUGGGGGAACAAGUUUUUGUUCCUGCCUGCAGCCAAAAAUAUGACAAUGCUUGUUGUGGAGUCCAGCCCGUGGAAUGCAAAUGAUUAUGCGAUUCCAUAUCCUACUUAUUUCCACCCAGCUAAAGAUGAAGAUGUGUUCAUUUGGCAAGAUCGAAUGAGAAAGUUAGAAAGGAAGUGGCUGUUCUCUUUCGCUGGUGCGCCGCGACCUGAUAAUCCUAAAUCUAUCAGAGGACAACUGAUUGAUCAGUGCAAGCAGUCCAGUGUGUGUAAAUUGUUGGAGUGUGAUUUUGGGGAGAGUAAGUGUCAUUCUCCGAGCAGUAUCAUGCAGAUGUUUCAGAGUUCUUUGUUCUGCUUGCAACCGCAAGGGGACUCUUAUACAAGGAGAUCUGCUUUUGAUUCAAUGUUGGCAGGUUGCAUACCUGUUUUCUUCCAUCCUGGCUCGGGGUAUACACAAUAUACUUGGCAUUUGCCGAAGAAUUAUUCAAGUUACUCAGUUUUUAUUCCUGAGGAUGACAUUCGCAAGAAGAAUGUUCUUAUAGAGGAAAGAUUGAAACAAAUUUCUCCUGAUACUGUGAAGACCAUGAGGGAAACUGUGAUUAGCUUGAUACCGAGAUUGAUAUAUGCUGACCCCAGGUCUAAAUUGGAGACUCUGCAAGAUGCAUUUGAUGUAUCUGUACAAGCAAUCAUAGACAAGGUCACAACUUUGAGAAAGGAUAUCAUUGCUGGUGAUGAAGAUAAAGAUUUUAUCGAGGAAAACAGUUGGAAGUAUGCCCUAUUAGAGGAAGGACAGCGGACUGUCGGCGCACAUGAAUGGGAUCCAUUCUUUUCGAAACCAAAAGAGGCUAAGAAUGGAGAAUCUGGUAGCUCAUCUACAGAAUUUGCCAAGAAGUCUUGGAACAAUGAACAGAAGAAUCGAUCUUGAGUUCUUCCAUAUGCUACUUCAUACCAGUUUUUAUUCAAAUACGACGUACAUGAUCAAAUAUCGAAUUAAAAGUUUUAAGGUGUAUGAGUUUGUUUCAGAUGCAGUUGCUAAGCACUGUUAUCUUUAUGUUUUAUGUACAGUUAUUUCUAUACUAUAGGUCUUCCAUCCAUUGCCAUAUGCUAAAUCAUUGUCAGUCUAUCCUUUUGUUUUAUUCAUUUGAUUGAAGCCUUGGCAAAUGAGAUGUGUAGUUGUCUUCUAAAAUAUGUUGUUUUGUGACUGAGUGGAAAUAUAGAAGAGUUAUUUGCAAUAUUAA
Dioscorea cayenensis subsp. rotundata (Guinea yam) is the source of this 2098-nucleotide messenger RNA. Its product is annotated as xyloglucan galactosyltransferase KATAMARI1 homolog. Gene Ontology annotation, molecular function: glycosyltransferase activity. The record is from RefSeq and is a predicted model, not a curated record. NCBI's taxonomy places the organism in Eukaryota, Viridiplantae, Streptophyta, Magnoliopsida, Dioscoreales, Dioscoreaceae.